AUGGCGUUGGGGUUUACAGCUCUACUUGCUCAUUUUGAAGAUUACACUGUUCAGGAUUUGCACAAAGACGUUGAAGAAGCUGGCGCACUGCAGAAAAAUCAUGCUUCUGUGACAUCUGCACAGUCCACAGAGGCCGCCGAGGCUGCAGAGACUUCUUGCCUUCCUACUGCAGUGGAGUCAUUAAGCAUGGGGAGCUGUGAAAUACCUGCAGAACAAAGCCAGUGCCCUGGUCCAGAGAGUUCACCAGAAGUCAAUGAUGCUGAAGCCCCAGGAGAGAAAGAAAAUAGUGAUGCUAAAAGUUCAACAGAAGAACCAAGUGAAAAUGUGCCUAAAGUCCAAGACAACACAGAGACACCAAAGAAAAACAGAAUUACUUACUCACAGAUUAUUAAAGAAGGCAGAAGAUUUAACAUUGAUUUAGUUUCAAAACUUCUGUAUUCUCGGGGAUUACUAAUUGAUCUUCUAAUCAAAUCAAAUGUUAGUCGAUAUGCAGAGUUUAAAAAUAUUACGAGGAUUCUUGCAUUUCGAGAAGGAACUGUGGAACAGGUUCCAUGUUCCAGAGCAGAUGUCUUCAAUAGCAAACAACUUACUAUGGUAGAAAAGCGAAUGCUUAUGAAAUUUCUUACGUUUUGUAUGGAAUAUGAAGAACAUCCUGACGAGUACAGAGCAUAUGAGGAAACUACAUUUUCUGAAUAUUUAAAAACUCAAAAAUUAACCCCUAACCUACAAUAUUUUGUCCUGCACUCAAUUGCAAUGACAUCAGAGACAACAAGCUGUACUGUAGAUGGUCUCAAAGCUACUAAAAAGUUUCUUCAGUGUCUUGGGCGAUAUGGCAACACUCCAUUUCUGUUUCCUUUAUAUGGCCAAGGAGAACUUCCACAGUGUUUUUGCAGAAUGUGUGCUGUAUUUGGUGGAAUCUAUUGUCUUCGCCAUUCUGUACAGUGCCUUGUAGUGGACAAAGAAUCCAGAAAAUGUAAAGCAGUGAUAGAUCAGUUUGGUCAAAGGAUAAUCGCUAAACAUUUCAUUAUUGAAGACAGUUACCUUUCUGAGAAUACAUGUUCCCGUGUGCAAUACAGGUAAGGUUUACUGAUUACAGAUGGAUCUGUACUAAAAACGGAUGCAGACCAACAGGUCUCCAUUUUGACGGUGCCAGCAGAAGAGCCAGGAAGUUUUUGCUGUACAGUUAGAUUAUGCUCUUCAACAAUGACAUCAUGAGAAGACAUGUUUUGUUUGUCUUUAACAGAUUUGGUGCAUUUGACUUGUAUGUCUUCUAAAACAGCAAGAGAAGAUUUAGAACGGGUAGUCCAGAAAUUGUUUACUCCGUAUACAGAAAUAGAAGCAGAAAAUGAACAGGUUGAAAAGCCAAGACUUCUAUGGGCACUCUACUUCAAUAUGAGAGACUCUUCAGAUAUCAGCAGAGAUUGUUAUAAUGAUUUACCAUCCAACGUCUAUGUGUGCUCUGGCCCUGACUCCGGUCUAGGAAAUGAUAAUGCAGUCAAACAGGCGGAAACACUUUUCCAGCAAAUCUGCCCAAAUGAAGACUUCUGUCCAGCCCCGCCAAAUCCUGAAGAUAUUGUUCUUGAUGGAGACAGCUCACAACAAGAAGUUCCAGAAUCCAAUGUCAUACCCGAAACCAACUCAGAGACUCCCAAGGAAAGUACAGUCCUGGGAAACCCAGAAGAGCCUUCUGAAUAGUGGAUAUGCAUCAGACUUAACAACCUACUUUGGAAAUUCCUCUUGCCCUCACAGUGUUCUCAAUAGAAGGAAUAUUUGAGAUCUUUAAAAUACAACAACCAAUUUAUUAGGUAAAAUUAGAAGAAAUGAGUCCCAGAAAUCCAAAAAGGAAUUUUCUUCAAAGAGGUCAUUUCCAGAAACAUAAAACACUUAUAAAGCACAUUAACUUGCCUAUUUUAACAUACCAAACCUGUAAGAUUAGCAGGUGACAAAUAUAAAUGGACUGAUUCCUAGAAAUGUAGUUAUGAUGUAAAAGGGAUCCUGUUCUUCAUUAAUAAUUAUGUUCUGUCCACAUAAAUUUGUUUGCCACUUGGGAUCUUUUUUGUUGAAAGCCACAUCUAGAGAGUCAGCUCACAUACUUAUUUUGGUUAUUUGAAUUAUAUUUUAAUCUGGGUAUGAUAUAACAUAUAAAAUCAUAUGUAAAUAUGGUAGAGUAAAGCUAAACUAUCAUUAUCUGGCCAGGAGCCUAUAUUUGGAGUAAAAGUUGAUUUUAUUUUCUAUGUUAAAAACUGAAUAUGUUAAUACUAAGGUAUUUAGACAUUUUGCUAAUUUUAAUUUCUUAGUAAUUAGUGAUUUGGAUGUAUAUCAUACACACAUUGGCUAAAAUUCAAAGGUGAAGAAAUAGAAGACUACAAGCAAACAUUUGGAUAGGGUGAGUCUAAGUCAACUCAAGCACUAACAUCGUAUCCACAGAAUUAAUUUCAUCAUAGGUAUGUUACUAAAUAUCUGAGGCAAAUUGUUUAGCUUCUUAUCUUCAGUUUUCAGGUAUCAAGUGAAUCAUUAUACCUAUGAUUACAGAGCAGUUAUGAAGACCAAUGCCUUACAGUGGUUCUUCUGGAAUAUACUGUUUUAGAACUUACCUGUUAAUUGAUCUGUGGAUAAAUAUCAAACCAACCUCAUGAUUACAGCAUUAUAGUUAUUGCAGUAAAGUUUUAAUGCAAGUCUGUUUCCUAAACUCAUUAAUAACAGGUGGAAUGGUGGUUCUUGAAGUCUUAGGAAUACUUGAUAAAUUCAUAUUUCUCUUCUGGCAACUAAACCAGAACAGAGUGUUAACAGUUAAUAACCUGUAAUAUACACUUUACAUGAAAAAAUGAGGGCUAUCCAUUGCCAGAAAACCUAUUUGCAAUGCCUACAUUUAAAUGUCUCUAAGCUCUGAUGAUCUACUUUCUUUGAGCAAUAGUUUGGACCUAGAACUGCCUGUAAAUAAAUAUACAAUAAAUAAACCCAAUGCUUCCUGUCAGGGAGCCAUGGCUCCAACGAAAAGCACAGAAUUCUUUCUCCAUGUGCAGCUGGUUCCUGACCUGGCCAGGUUGCAGAAAAGAUUUUAAAGGUCCCAGCACAGAUUCUUAAGAAAUGGAAAAAUCCAAGGAAUGUAGCUCUUGCUGACCCCUGCAGAUUGAGAUGGACUGAGAAAAUGGGAAAAACUUCCCAGCCUCCCAGGCUACUCCUCUCAGGCUGCCUGCACCUCCUGCUGUCCAGCCCUCUCCUUCUCUGGAGAAUCCUUUCCUUUUUAUAAAGUCACACAAAUCAGGGACAGAAUCACUUUAUAACCUACUUUGUCACAAAGCUUCAGCUCUUACGUCAGCUGUUGUUUCCUGGAGCCCACCUAGGGCAUGCACUAAAUGCCAAGUAUGCACCAGUAAUGCACCAGGUACUGGUCCUGCCUCUCCAUACCAGCAAUAUGAAAGUUUCUCUUAGUUGAGAAUGUUAAGUUGGAAUACAAUCUCAGUUAAGUCGCACCAGUCCAGUAAAAAUGUUAUACUUUGUUAUAAUCUUAGAGUUAAGGCCUCCUAAAUGCAGCAUGUACAUUUAUAUAAGGAAACUAUUAGGCUUGUUAGGGUUAGAAUAAUUAGAAUAACUAGACACCUUUAGGACAUUGCAGCUGUCUAAAUGGUAGAACACAGAAACUAUCUUUUGUUUCAUGGCCCAGCUCAUACAAUAGCCUUUUAUCAUCCUUUUGAUGCGAUCAGAAAAAAAAUCUCUCUUCCAGAUCAUUUACUAAAUCUAUUGUUAAAAUGCUUAAAGCUCCUGAAUAUGAUUAAUGAUGGCUAAAAUACCACAAAAUUGUUUUCAAAAUUCUAACAAUUAGACCUAAUUCUUGUUGCCUCAGACUGUCAUACUAAACAUUUGAAGAGUGUUUUCUUUUGUUUUCUUUAUUAUUGCUUAAUACUUGUUUUUUACUGUAUUAAGUUCAAAACAACACCAACAACAAACCUUAAGGUUGUGUUGUAAAACCAUGUGUAAAGUCAGAUGAAUAAUAUUGCUGUUUUCCUUAAUGUAAACAUUUCCAUAAUUUUAAAUUUUGAAGUUGCUGGUAUCAAUUUUUUUACUUGUUUGUUUAAAGUAUUUAAAUAUGCAUGCCUGUUUCUAGAAACCAAAAAUGGUAUCAUUAAUUUAAGUGAUAAGAUCCAAUAACUAAUCCUAUGUUGCUUUUAUAUAUUUUUUCUAGUUGGUGUGCCUGUCCAAGAAAGCAUAUAUAAUAAAUGUCAGUUUCUAUUUUUAUAUAAUAAAAUGGCCAUGGUCAUGGGUAACUUCUAGAAUAGUGGACAUUUCUAAAAUAAUAUCCACAAUUAUACUGUUAAUUGUUGACAAUUAUUAACUUCUGGCAAGAUUGUUUCUAGAAUUGUCUGCCCUGGUAUUGUUAUCUAGUUCCUAAUAGUAACAAUCAUUUAAAGGAAUUAAAAAAAAAUUUCUUGCAAUUACUUAUGUACUACUAUUGGUAUUGAAUAAUUUGUCUUUUACUCAGUAAAAGUUCUUAUGUAUUUAAAAGGGCAUGAACAUAUAAUAAAUUGCACACUGUAAUAGAAUUUUCAGAGAAAAUAAAGACUUUUCAAUGCCUUA
Rattus rattus (black rat) is the source of this 4575-nucleotide messenger RNA. RefSeq names its product rab proteins geranylgeranyltransferase component A 1-like. The record is from RefSeq and is a predicted model, not a curated record. Gene Ontology annotation, biological process: vesicle-mediated transport; protein geranylgeranylation; intracellular protein transport. Lineage: Eukaryota; Metazoa; Chordata; Mammalia; Rodentia; Muridae. Gene Ontology annotation, cellular component: cytosol; nucleus; cytoplasm. Gene Ontology annotation, molecular function: GDP-dissociation inhibitor activity.